AUCAUCUUCAUGUUGUCAUCAACACUAGUAUUUUCAUCAUCUCAUUACAAUUUUCCCAUAGCUUUGCCUAAUCCAAACUGCGACGACACCUGCGGAGACACACAAAUCCCCUUCCCUUUCGGCACCACACCCGAAUGCUACCUCUCUAUACAAUUCUGGGUGACUUGCAACCGCACAGCUUUCGAUCCUCCGAAGCUCUUCUGGUGGAAUACGCAUAUCGAAAUCACGGGGAUAUCCCUGGACGGGCAGAUGACGCUGCUGCAGCCCAUAGCGUACGAUUGCUACGACAGCAAUGGCGUACGAUCUUCCAACUUCACCACGUGGAUAACGCUGACCGAUCUCUACUUCAGCGUGAGUAAUACUGCGAAUAAGUUCACCAUCGUGGGGUGCGAUGCCUACGCCUUUGUCUCGGGGAAUAGGCUCGGCCGCGACUUCACCACGGGCUGCAUCGCCAUGUGCAGUUCCGAGGAUGAUCUGACGGAGGGGGAGUGCGCGGGCGUGGGGUGCUGUCAGACUCCAAUCCCCAAAGAUGUGUGGAAGAUCCAGGUCGAGGUCAACAGCUAUUCUAAUUAUACCGAUGUUUUAGACGUCAAGAGAUGUGGUUAUGCUUUUGUUGCUGAGGACUCUGCCUUCAAGUUUUCAAAGGAUAGUCUCACAAAUUUGGAAAACGUUACAAGCCUUCCUAUGGUGGUUGAUUGGGCCAUCGGGAAUGGCACGUGCGAGGAGGCAAAGAGUGACGCCAGCAGCUAUGCUUGCAAGAGUGCAAACUCUGAAUGCUACAAACCCACAAACGGCUAUGGGUACCGAUGUCGUUGCAAGGACGAAUUUGAAGGAAAUCCUUAUCUGCCUCAAGGAUGUAUCGAUAUUGAUGAAUGUUUAAAUGAGACUCUACAUAAUUGCAACAAGAAUGCAACUUGCACUAAUACAAUAGGCAGUUAUACAUGUACUUGCCCCAAGAAUUACGAUGGUGAUGGAAUGGGUGACGAUGGCUGCAAGGAGAAUUAUUUUCUGAUCAUAUUCAAACUUGGGCUUCUUAAAAUAAUCAAACAAACAGGGGUUGGCUCUGGGAUCUUUAUUUUACUACUUGGCAUCAUCCUCUAUCUGGUUCGCAAGAGAAGAUCACAGGCUAAGAUGAAGCAUAAAUUCUUUCUCCAAAACGGUGGCCAUAUGUUGCGAGAAAAACUCGCUGCAAGAGAAGCUUCGCAGGAUAUGGUCACCAUUUUCAGCUCAUCCGAGCUACAAAAGGCGACAAACAACUUCCACGACAGUAUGAUCCUUGGUCGAGGUGGCUUUGGCACCGUGUACAAAGGAGUGCUACCGGACAGAAGAACAGUUGCUAUCAAGAGAUCUAUAAGAGUUGAUCCCACACAAAUCGAGCAGUUCAUCAACGAGGUUGUUGUCCUGUCUCAGAUCAACCACAGGAAUGUAGUUAAGUUGCUUGGUUGUUGCCUAGAGACCGAUGUCCCCCUUCUGGUAUACGAGUACAUCAACAACGGCACCCUUUCUUCACAUCUCCACAAUGGGGCUAAGGCGCGCGCUCUUGAUUGGAACACACGUCUUAAGAUCGCUACAGAAACUGCAGGGGUGCUUUCGUAUCUCCACUCUUCGGCUUCUACUCCCAUCAUACAUAGGGAUGUCAAGCCGGACAACAUCCUUUUAGACAAUACUUUCACAGCAAAGGUGUCGGAUUUUGGAGCCUCAAGGUUGGUUCCCAUUGAUCUCACAGAGCUAUCCACAAUGGUGCAAGGGACUUUUGGAUACCUUGAUCCUGAAUACAUGCAAACAAACCAAUUGACAGAGAAGAGCGAUGUUUAUAGCUUUGGAGUUGUUCUGUUGGAGCUAGUUACAGGGCGGAAAGCAUUGAGUUUUGAUAGGCCGAUAGAGGAGAAGAGUCUGGCUAAUUAUUUCCUUUAUGUACUCAAACAAGACCUCUUGUUUGAAAUUCUUGAUGAAAAUAUUAUGGGGUUGGAAAACAUGGAGCAAAUAUCUGCCGUUUCUAAACUAGCAAAAGAGUGUUUGAACGUGAGAGGUGAGGAUAGGCCUAGUAUGAAGGAGGUAGCGAUGGAGCUCGAAGGGCUAAUCCUCGGAGGGAAGCACUCGUGGGCACGGAUUAAUGUACACGAUGAAGAAGAGAUGGAGUCUUUGAUAAGAAUUGAGGAUGGAAUGAGUCACUUUGGUAAUGGUGAUAUGAACUCAAGUGUUGGUUAUGAUAGCAUCUCUAGGGAUCAUAUUCUUUUGCCAAUGGAUGGAGGAAGAUAAUACUGUUUGAGUAGUUUAAUACUCCAUUAAUUAAGUAUGUAUAUUUAUUUUGAAUCUUAUGGUGAAUAAUUAAGUUGUUUUUUCCCAUUUGGUGUAAUUUAAUGUACUUGUAUACUUUGUCAAAUGUACGUUGGAAUUGGAAAAAAAUACUCCAUU
Salvia hispanica is the source of this 2415-nucleotide messenger RNA. NCBI's taxonomy places the organism in Eukaryota, Viridiplantae, Streptophyta, Magnoliopsida, Lamiales, Lamiaceae. The record is from RefSeq and is a predicted model, not a curated record.